AUGGACGCCUUCCUCCUCGACGCGCCCGACGCGAACCACGCCUGCGCCUCGGUCGAAGAUUUGGCCCUCCAGCUGGCCAGCCUCCGCGGAACGAAGGCCACAGACACAAAGGCCGAGCACAUCUCAGCGACCUUCGAGUUCAGGUCCACCGUCGUCUUCAAGGUUCCCGAAAGCGAGAAUGAUGCCGCCGACCCAGCCCAGAACCCCGACCAGCCAUUGGGAGGGACCCCUGGCGCCGUGCCCACCGCGCCCAUAAAUGGCAACGCUGCUGCGAUAACGCGCGAGAUCCGAGCGAACGAUACCUUAAUGAACCAGCCCUCUGAUGAUCCGGCUCUUCAGAAACUCGUCGCCAAGCACAUCAUCGCAUCCUUGGGCAGUGUGGAUGGCAGCUCGUGGACUGUUCGCUCCGUCUCCAGGAAACCGUCGGGCUGGACGUUCACAUACCUCUGCAGGAACUCGACCCAGGCGUGGAUGCGACAAAAUUGCAAGCACUCUGCAAAAUUACGGAUAGCUGAGUCCAGUGGGAAGGACGGCCAGGAUCCUGUCAACUUAUCACGGCCUGCCUUCGACUGUCGUGGCUCGGUCACCAUAGCCUUUGUCAAGAGCAAUCGCAUGAUCACCGUCAAACUCGAGCACACUCCUCUGCACAAGACAGUGGCAGAACUCGCGGAGCUUUUCAAGCCUCCACCUCCCCUCCCUAGAGCGGAGGCUGCCAGACGGAAGGAUGGAGAACGCAGAAAGAGAAAGAGCCAAGCCGACGGUGUUGAUGCUCCAGAGGAGAGCCCGAAGAAGAGAAAGAAGAAGGACGCGAGCACCGGAGGGCAGGUGGCAGAUGGUGAACAAGUCCCCAAGCCGAAGAAGCCACGGGCAUCCAGAGCAAAGAAACUUCAAAAUGUCGUUGCACAGCCCCAGGAAGACGUUCAAAACAGCGCCUUACUCAACAUUUCGCCGCUUGAGACAGCCCGCCGCCAGGACGAGGCCAGUAAGAAGCUUCGCGAUAACGGCGUAGAUCCAGCCACGCUCUCCUCUGAGCAGUUCAACAUCUUCGCCAACCAGUCACCCGACCUGCAGAUGGAGUCUCUGGCGAUGCUUGUUAAGUACGGUGCAGAAAGAUUGCGGAUCGUGCAUCCGAACAGGGACGACGCACCGCAGUCAGGCAGCCCGGAUUUGGCGAACGGCGAUGCUUCGAAUGCCUCGGCGAAGAAGAAGACAUCGCGGAAGAAAGCCCCUCGCGAAGACGGCGUGCCAAAAGUGAAGAAGACACGGGGCAGCUGUCAGGCUUGCAGGGCAAAGAAGAUCAAGGCGAGUAAACGCAAGCCGGUCGAGGCCAAGUCUGCAGAGGUGGCCGAGGACGAGCCAGAAGAACCUGAGGCCGCGCCUCUACCAGUCUCUAUGCCAGAACCAAUGCCAGACCAUGCGCCUGCUCCGGAACCUGUGCCAGAGGCUGCACCAGAAGAAGAAGAAGCUUCAGACCUUGGCUCACCAGGCUUCGAUACUUCCCAUCCUCCUGCUCCUGAGGUGAUGUCACACCCAGCAGAGACAACGGGGUUCACGGUGGUAUCGCAAGAUGUGUCUCAGGAUUUAUAUCAUCCAGCCCCAACUGGUCUCUCUUACCCUCAAGGCGUGGGCGUGCCUGAGGACAUGUCCACCAGUACCGAUUACUUCCAAGCGCAAUCCACAUCGAACGGAAUUGCCUAUCCCCAGCAACCACAGCAAACAUCCCAUGUGGCCUACACCGAUACAGUUUCAGCGCCCCGCCAGCAUGUGCCGGAGCCAGAGCCGGUGCCGGCGCCGGUGCAUCCUGUUCAAGAGCCAUCACAGACAAGCCAUCCGAAGUCGUCACGGCCUGGCACUCGCCGCAGCUUGCCAUCUGGUUCUAGUCAAAAUCAGAACGACUAUGCCAGCUCUACAGAUGCGGCACCUGUGACCUCUUCAUGGCAAGCGACCAAUUUACCCGCAAAUGCUGGUCAGGCGUAUUCGGAGGCUCAGAUUGCUAGUCAGAGUGCCCCGGCGAGGCCGAAUAGAAGUAUGCACUCAGCGGCACCACCUGCCUACGAUACCUCGGCACACGACACUAUCCAAGCUGCGACGACAUUAACCCAGGCGGCUCUCCAGCGGAAACCCCACGCAUCACCAACCACUAGGACUUCAUCGCCAUUCCAGAACCCGACACAAGCGGCAAAGGUUGCCAGGGCCAAAUCGAGACAGAGCCAGAGGUCACAAAGCCGCCAGACAGCGUCGCCCUUCCAGCAGUCUACUACGGCACAACUUCCUCAAGGAGGUGCUGCUUCCUCUCUCUACAACGCCCCUCCAUCCACAGAGUCCAGUAACCUGCCUAGUUACGAUCAAUACUCCCGCUACAGUACCACGCCGGCUCAGGCACCCACGACAAGCUCAAGGGUGGCUUACGAGCCAUAUUCGCAACAAGCUGCAUCUAAUACCUCGACCGCGUCCUAUCCAGGUUACGAUGCCUAUGCUUCUAGGUCACAGACUUCCAACACGCCACUUGCAAAUACUGUGACACAAAGCGCAUCGACUGCCGCACCCAGCUCUAAGAAUUGGGCCAGCAGCAGUGGCAGGCGAAGUAGCAAUUCCUACAGCUCUAACAAGGCUACAACCUCGUCGACGUCAGCCUACAGUGUGCCUGCGUCCUCCGCGCAACAGCAGUCCACGGCCAUGCAGUCAUUUAAUGUCCGACCGCAGUCAACGGCUCCGACUCAGUCGAGGACAACUGGUAACACAUCUGCCUCCUUCACUCAACAGCCGCGGCGGCGGCAGCAGCAGCAGCAGCAGCAGCAGCAGCAACCGGCCUACAGCUCCUAUCCUUCCCAACCGCACCCAAAUACCGACCAGCAGCAGCAGCAGCAGCAGCAGCAGCAGCAAGACUGGUACGGGUUCGGGUCCGCCAACAACGCGGCGUCCAACUAUGGGUCGGGAUCGUACAGCCAGCACAGGCCGAUGAACCUCGCUGGUAACAACUACACGAGCAUGAAUGAUCAGGAGGCUCUCCUCGAGCUGAAGGGAUGGCAUUUGGCGCCGCCAUUUGGUUGGUUCACCAUACCGGAUUUCACAUAUCCGACCGGGCCUCUCAAGGCUCGUGAUGGAAGGAAGGAGUUCUGGAAUCUCGACGCAUGCCGCACCGGCCGCCUACAGCUCGCUCUGCACUCCAAGCAGCAGCCAGCCCCUUGCCCGUCACGGGCUGCCGACACCAGCGGCGCGACCAUCGUCGUGGCAAGCCCGUAA
Molecule: messenger RNA, 3243 nt
Organism: Diaporthe amygdali
Lineage: Eukaryota; Fungi; Ascomycota; Sordariomycetes; Diaporthales; Diaporthaceae
Exons: 5
Coding region: 1-3243 (1080 amino acids)
Source: RefSeq, a predicted model, not a curated record